ACGCCUGGCGAUGCUGCCCUUGGUGAGAAGUCUCGUGUUGGCGCUGGUGGCUGCCGGCCCGGUACAAGCGGAGACCCUCCCACACCUGUUCCUCUCUGGCGGAGGCGGCACUUCCUCUUCCUCCUCCUCCUCUUACUUCUCCUAUAAGCCUUCGUCAUCCUCCUCCCGUUCCUCCUCCUCUUCCUCCUCUUCUCCCUACAGUCUUUCUUCUGAUUCCUCCUAUCCUUCCUCAUCCUUCUCCUCCUCCAAUAGGCCUUUGUCAGGUCCCUACUAUUCCUCCUCUUCCUUCUCCUCACACAGACCUUCAUUAUCUUCUACCUCCUCUUCAACCUCCUCUUACAAACGUUCCUCCUCCUCUUCCUACAUGACUUCAUCUUCCUCCUACCCCUCCUACAAGGCUUCAUCAUCAUCCUCCUACCCCGCCUUGCCUUCCUUGCCUCAGCCUGUGCCACUGGUGAUGAACACGGCUCGCUUCGUGGUGGUCUCCGAGGGGCAGUAUGACCACGCCCACCACACCCACGGGCGGGAGGAGGACCACGAGCACCGGGAGCCACACUUCGCUACAGGCAACACCUCCAUGCAGGUCUUCUUGGGGAACACGGUCACCCUCGACUGCACCGUCCAUGAUAUGCUCAACGAGUCGGUGUCCUGGAUGCGUAGCGUGGAUGACGUGCUCGAGCUAAUCACCUGGGACACUCACACCUACGCUAAGGACAGCAGGUACUCGCUGGUACGGGAGUCCGGCGACAGAUGGCACCGUUGGCAGCUGGUGAUUCGUCGGACUCAGACAGAAGACCAAGGACAGUACCGGUGCCAGGUAGCCACACAACCUCCUCUUGUCCUCGUCGUCACUCUCAACGUCACAGAACCCGUGGCGCGGGUGGUUGACGAGCGAGGGACCAAGGUGAUGGAGAAACACUACAACAGCGGCAGCAUGAUUGAACUCAAGUGCAUCGUAGAAAAGAUACCUUUCCCUCACGGCCCCGUCACCUGGCGUAGGGGACACACCACCCUCACCUACAACACCUCCAGGGGUGGCAUCAGUGUAAAGGGAGACGCCAAUGCCGGGUACAUCAGAAGUCGCCUGUACGUGGCCAACGCAGCGCCUUCCGAUUCCGGCUUGUACUCCUGCUGGUAUAGUAACUACACCAGCGAUACCGUUACCGUCCAUGUCAUAGCAGGCGAGAACUCACAAGCAAUGCAACACGACGGCCUCCCAGGCUCCACCAGCAGUACGGGCGGGCCACCCAUUCACUACCACCACUACCACCGCCUCCUUCUGCCCUCCUUCUGUCUCGCUGCCCUCGUCCUCACCUGCCACAACACACGUCGCCUCGAUCUCCUCCUCCUCUUUCUCUUUUUCCUCCUCCUCCUCCUCCUUCUCUACACGUCGAUCCCCUUCUGCCAUAGUAAAGCUGUUUUCAUGAUAUUCAGCUGGGGCGCGUGUGCCCUGGCCACAUCUAGCCAGGGAGUUUGGAGGCGUGGCACGUGGUGUGGACACAGGAGCUGAUAGAUGUACGCCGUCGCUCCCAGUUCUCCCUUCCUCUUCCUCCCAUCUUUAUUCCGCCGUUAUCCUUUUAUCCCUAUCGAUAUUUUGUAAACACACGAGAAAUCAAUUAAUAUUAGGAAGAAAAGAAUACUUUAGGUUUUGAGCUUAACUGAUUUUGCGCGAUUCUGGUUAUGCUGUGAAGUACAGUCGAGACUGUUUGGAUUUCUUCUGUGGGACGUGUUUGGUUCCUUAGAGGCGUGUCUGACUUCUAUGAGACGUGCAUGUAUGUAUUGUACUUACGUAUGUGUAUGAAUGUUUGUGUACAAGCGCUUAUCUUAUGAGGAAUAAACAGGAAAGUUCACAAUACAGGCAUUAGAUUCUCGAUCCUGAAAGUCAUAACCUCAAGUAGCGGCGAUGUUCAACUCUCUUCAUGUUCAUAAUUCCAUGUAAGUCCAUGUCGGUGUGUCAUCCAUAACAUACUGGAGCGAGAAUCGUAAGAGCCUGGAUGUUGCUGUCUCGGUGUGUCACUUUGUUCUUAUCGUUAUUAUUAUACUUUCUGAAAACUCGACAAACCUCAGACCAAACACAAGACGUGCAGACAUUUCCUCCCCGAGAGUGCUGACAUGUUUAUAACACGCUGUACUGUAUAUAUAUAUAUAUAUAUAUAUAUAUAUAUAUAUAUAUAUAUAUAUAUAUAUAUAUAUAUAUAUAUAUAUAUAUAUAUAUAUAUAUAUAUAUAUAUACUGUAUAUAUAUGUGUGUGUGUGUGUGCGCUCGAAAAUAAUAGUAUUAUAUAUAUUUUCAUUUGCUCUGUCUCCUAAGAAUUUGUAUCAUGUGUGUAGAAUUGCACAAUAAAUAUUUCUGUCUGUG
Homarus americanus (American lobster) is the source of this 2358-nucleotide messenger RNA. RefSeq names its product vitellogenin-2-like. Gene Ontology annotation, cellular component: neuron projection membrane. The record is from RefSeq and is a predicted model, not a curated record. Gene Ontology annotation, biological process: synapse organization. The transcript has 7 exons. Lineage: Eukaryota; Metazoa; Arthropoda; Malacostraca; Decapoda; Nephropidae. Bases 11 to 1510 code for a protein of 499 amino acids.